CGAGAAAUCUGCAUUUAUCCGUCUUACCUGAAUUUAGAUGAGAUGUUUAAUUUAGUGUGAGUCUAGAAGGGGUGUUUUUUUCUUUGUAAGCAUUGGUUAUCUAUUAGGCGUCUUCAAGGAAUUGCAGAGCUUCAGCUCCUCAUGUGAGAAAAAUACGUUUUUAAUUUACAAAGACUGACAAUGUUCAGAAUAGUCACUAAUUCAAAAGGAAUGCCAGUACCAACAAAACAAGAAGCCGUUUGCAAGCAUAUCAAGGACUAGUAGAAGUAGUGUGAGUAGUGAGUAGCUACAAGCUACUUCGGCUUUCUAAAAUACAUUUGAUAUAUUGCUUAUUUUAGCUGGUAAGAAGGUUAAAUGUGGGUAUUAGGUUAGAGGUUAAAAACAGCAGAUGUAUAGAGGUGAAAAGUAUAAUUAGUCAAAUGUCCACAUCCAUUAGUCUUGGAUGUGGACACUUAUUUUGUUUGGAUAUUUGCUAACAUUAUUUGUAUAGACUAUUAGGUAUAAGAAUACUAAUGACUGGACUGUGGCAUUGCUCAAUUUACUGUCUGAUCUCACCUGACAGCCAUUGGCUACAUUACUUUGUGAGAAACGUCAACCCAUUGCAGCAAGGAUAGACAGAUUUGUGUGUAUUAUAUUGUUGUGUAAUGAAGGGAAAAAGGACAAGUGUCUCCACUCUAUUUCUUGUUGUUCCUUUAAAUUGACCUACUGACUCUGCUGGUGAGUACCAUAUUUUUUAUUGUUUCAUUGUUUUGCUCUGUAAGGGUAGAUUCUUCCCUUUUUGGACUCCUGAGAAUAAUUUUACAUGUAAAUUACUUAUGGCUCCAUCUCAAACGAUCUAUUUGUUUUCACUUGUAAGAAUAUGAAGGAAUGUAAACCAAAUAGCUAGUAUUAUUUAUGGACUUACCAUGUUUUUCCUCCAGAAUAAUGGGGUCCAGUCAUCUCAUCUGUAGUUUCAUUGGUGUCGUGGUCCUCCUGUGGAAGCCGACCGGUUUUUCAGCUGCAUCCCGCAUUAACGUGGCGUUGAGCGGCACGGCUAUUCAGUCUACAACCAUCUCAGACAGCGGGAAGGCUGAACACUCCAUUGAUGGGAACACCGACCCUGUGUGGUCGCACACCAGCUGCAGCCGUACCGGGGAAGAGGCUGAACCAUGGUGGAGGCUGGAGCUGCCUGGUGUGUACCGGGUGUCAGAGAUCCAGGUCACUAAUAGGGAGACCGAUAGGGAGAGGCUGAACGGCAUUGAAAUACUCAUCGGGAAUUCGCUGGUGAACAACGGAAACGACAACUCAAGGUGUGCCAUAAUCAACGAUGACCCAGGCUGCUUGACUCAGACUGUCAAGUGUUGGGGAAUGGAAGGAAGGUUCAUCAACUUCUACCAGUCCUUUGAUGUAGCAGACGCUUUGACGUUUUGUGAGGUCAAAGUGUACGGAGAGCCUGCUGCACCCUCCAUGAGCACUCAGGUGAUGGGGAGGAACAUCACUCUGGUGGGGACGCCGCUGUGCUGGUCAGACGCCCUGCUCUACUGCAGAGACUCUCACUGGGACCUGCUAAGCCUCUUGGGCCCAGAAGACCAGGAGAUGGUUGAUGAGCUGGUGGCUCGCACCCCCUUCCCACUCACCAGCCACCUCUGGGUGGGCCUGCGCAGGUCCCUCUCAGGAAGCUCCUGGUUUUGGAUGUCCGGUGACCCGAUGGACUUCAGCCAAUGGGACGACGGCUCACACCAUCCCUCCCCCUGUGGGGGCGUGUCCAGCGUGGAACCUUCCACAUGGAGGCAACGCUCCUGUGAAGAACAUCUUAACUUCAUCUGUUUCACAGGUCCAACAGAAGGAGUGAAUAAGUUGCGCUUCUAUAGUUCCACAAGAGAGGAUCAAACUCGCUGCACCUAACUUGGCCUCAUUGGGGAAUAAAGUUGCUGAUUCCGAAGAUGUCCUAAGUAGAGUGAAGGUUCAGAAGCUUUAGCUCAGAGUGUUUGGUAGCUUGCUAGUUCUGCAUUUUGUCAUUUUAGGCUUUGUGACAGGCCAUAUUUUGUUCAAGCAUAGCAUAAACGAUAUAUUUCCUUUGGUAUAUAAUCAAUUACCUUAUUUAUGAGCAGAUGUAGGACUGUCAUGCAUGGGUUCAAGAUGGUAUCAAAAGACUAGAUAAAGUAUCUGUUGGCUUUUAUCGCUAUCUGGCUUGGUUGAUUCGGAAACUAUGCACAAAAGUAGGGUUUCAUCUCAAACUUUGAUUGAUAAGGUUGUGUCAAGGGAAUUGAAGGGGGUUAUAUUUAUUGUUGAUUCAGACGAUCAAAGCAGGUCAAACACAGAGAUACGCCAUUUGAGAAUGUGCAAAACAUGUUUUCAGGUCAAUCUUUAUAAGAUUGCGUUUUAUUAAUGUUAUCACCUUAACCAGUAGUGAAUUUGCUGGUUUGUCUUUCUUUUGCAGAUGAAUGUAGCGUAGCUAAUAUUUGGUUUUUGUGUAAUUCUAAUAUCAGUGACCAAGAGACCAAUAAUUUGACUGUAUAAAUCAAUUACAUAAUUUGCCCCACUUUAGUCAGCCCAUCCGGAAAGCCCUGCAACACAUGCCCAGUCAGAGUUAGAGGGCACUCUGGGCAGGUGUGGGGACAAUGUUUUAUUAAUUUGGUUAUUUUAAGUAUGGUAAAGAGUCUGUUGUUCAUUUGGGUACAGUUACCCUGGUCAGAGACAAGCUUAUGUAUUUUGUUUUAUUGAGUCUGGGUUAGUGGUUGUUAAUUUGGGGAAAGUAAACAUCGGUUUGGGGAUUCUCCACAGCCUCAAUUUGGGGUUGGGGGUUUGUGGAGUGAGUGUGGUGGAUGACUGGUUGAGGCAGCCUCACCUGGCCCGAGUCAGACUGAUUGGACUCUGGGGCUGGCUGAGGCUGCACUCAGGGAGAUUACCUACAUUGCAAUAUGGAGCACUAUCUUCAUGUCUCAUUGUCUGCAAACUCUACAAUAAACCGGCUUUAAACAUU
This is a messenger RNA of Gadus macrocephalus (Pacific cod), 2962 nucleotides long. RefSeq lists its product as uncharacterized. Bases 895 to 1884 code for a protein of 329 amino acids. The record is from RefSeq and is a predicted model, not a curated record. NCBI's taxonomy places the organism in Eukaryota, Metazoa, Chordata, Actinopteri, Gadiformes, Gadidae. The transcript has 7 exons.